AUGAAGGCUGCCAUCUUUGCUCUAACUGCCAGCCUGGCCGCAUUUGCCCGCGCUGACAGCUGCUCGGCCCUGACCGACGAGCAUGGCCAUGCCCGGGCGCCCAAGACGAGGACGGUCUACGUCGACUACACUCCGUCGACGUCUUCUGUCCAGGUGCCCUCCACGUCUGCCGUGUCGCCGGCCGAGACCAAGACGGCUGCUGCCGUUUCCGCGGCAGUGACGACCGCCUCCGUGUCUGUGGCUGCGCCCUCGACCAUGAAGACGGUUGUGCUUUCCAGCUCUACGUCCGCGCCCGUCGUGGUCGUUGUGCCUACCACCAGCUCCACCUCGACUCCUGCUGCCGUGCCUACUACCUCUUCCUCUACCUCUGCAGCGGCGCACGCUGCUGCUACUGCUGCGUCGUCUUCGUCCAAGAGCACCGCCUCCACCGACAGCUCCAGUGUGUCCAUCGUGGGCGAGGCGACGUUCUACGGCGGCAACGUCGUGGGCGGCGCCUGCUCCCUCUCGGCCUACACGCUGCCGUCGUCCCUCUUCGGCACGGCCUACUCCGGCGCGGUGUGGGACAACGCGGCCAACUGUGGCCGCUGUGUCCAGGUGACGGGCCCGAGCGGCAGCUCGAUCAAGGCCAUGAUCGUCGAUGAGUGCCCCGAGUGCGCCGAGGGCCACCUGGACCUCUUCCAGAACGCCUUUGCUGAGCUGGCCGACAUCUCCAAGGGCGUCAUCUCGACGUCGUACUCGUUUGUCGAGUGCGGCAUCAGCUCGCCCAUUGUGCUGCACAGCAAGUCCGGCACGUCGGCCUACUGGUUCUCGAUGCAGGUCAUCAACGCCAACGAGGGCGUGGCCAAGUUCGAGGUCAGCACCGACGGCGGCUCCACGUGGCAGUCGACCACCCGGUCGGACUACAACUUUUUCGAGAAUGCCAGCGGGUUUGGCACCAGCACCGUCGACGUGCGCAUCACCAGCACGUCGGGCACCACCAUCGAGGUGUCCAGCGUCAGCGUCGCAUCCGACUCGCAGACCACGGCGAGCUCCAACUUUGCAUAA
Molecule: messenger RNA, 1044 nt
Organism: Grosmannia clavigera kw1407
Lineage: Eukaryota; Fungi; Ascomycota; Sordariomycetes; Ophiostomatales; Ophiostomataceae
Product: extracellular cellulase
Exons: 1
Coding region: 1-1044 (347 amino acids)
Biological process (GO): defense response to bacterium; defense response to fungus
Source: RefSeq, a predicted model, not a curated record